Molecule: messenger RNA, 1098 nt
Organism: Candidula unifasciata
Lineage: Eukaryota; Metazoa; Mollusca; Gastropoda; Stylommatophora; Geomitridae
Source: the annotation of a GenBank genome assembly
AUGAGAAUGUCACCUUCAGCGUUGAGUUUUCUGCUGAUUUGCACCUUCAUGGCCACAGUGAGAAGUCAGCAAUCAAUUGUGUCUACAAAUACAAUAAGUACUGGAGCCAAGUUUACAGUCACCUGUGAUGCCAACAAAGCUACUGGUGCUGCUCCACAAGGAGUUGUUGGUGUACAACAGCUGACCAUUUAUCGAAACCUGACAUCUACCAACACUUAUUCCAAUAUUGCUCAGUACCGUGCCGGUAUUCCCCCUGGUGUUAGUCCAAAUGUUACGAACAAUCCUACUGGAAGAAACUGGACCUUUACAUUCAGUGGGGCCGGCAAUGGUGCAAACAACCAAGGUACAAUGAGGAUUGUGUGGGAUGUAAAUGAUGUAUCAUGUAAUGAUGCUGGAAUCUACAGAUGUCAGAUAGACUAUUUUUUAGCAAAUGCUCCAUCAGUUACUGUCUUUGCUGCUGAUCAGAAUGUAACAGCAACAACUGGACUGUCCAAUUUUGACAUAAAAGCUGACCCGUAUCAAAAUGAUUUUGCUGUGGAUGACAAUGUCACAUUCACAUGCUCGGCUAUUGGACCAGCGACUGGUGUGACCUUCAAGUGGGAGUUCUGGGUUAAGGAUCAGUUUGACAUGGAUCAGCCACUGACUAUGCCAGCUAACAGUGAAACUAUGGACAAACCUCCAGUACCUCAAACUGGCAACACUGGUUGUGCACAGUACAAGUGGGAGUCAAUGCUGAGAAUUCAAGUACCCGCUGGGAAUGACCAGCAGGCGUACAAAUGUAUUGUAACUUACCUCCAGCAGCAAGAGAGCGGCAACUGGACUAUUGGUGUAAAACAUGAGGCUGAAAGAGUCGUUAGUGGAGGAACUGAUCCAGAUGUUGGCAUGAUUGUCGGUAUCAUCAUCGGUUGUCUUGUUGCCAUUGCUAUUGUUGUUGGCAUCAUCGUUUUCCUCCGAUACCGCAAGCGCUCUCAAGAAAACCGUUCAGGCAAUAAGGAUGAAAUUGAUGCUGCCAAUGAGGCGAACCUUCAUGCUCCACCUCCAGUGUUCUACCCCUCCAGCAAACAGAGUAAAGGAUCUAAGGAUGAGAAGGAUACCAAG